AGAGUGGAAACACCCAGUCUCAGCUCCUAAACGAAGCUUACCCGGGGGGAUUCAGGUAAACUGACACUGGUUCAGUUCAUCAGGUGAUACUGUGAGAGGAGGAGGAGAGGUGGGGUCACUGUCUGCAGGUAUGAAGGCUGCCACUGACAUCAUCUGAUCCCAGCACUGAGCGAAGCCCCAUGGAGUGAGGUUCAUUCAUGCAAAUGGAGCAUCUCCAGGUGUGGGGAUUCUUCGGCCUCAUCGUUCUCACCGCCGCCCAGAACACCACACACAGCCCCGACCCUCAGCCCUCCUACCUGCUGCUGGCUCCCAGAGCUCUCCGUCCGGGAGUCCCAACAUCAGUGUCAGUCACCAUCUUGACCACCUCACCGAUCACUGUAUCUGCUCACAUUGUUCAUGGCAACCAGAACGUGGCCUCACACUCUGCUACAGUUGAAGGAGGUUCAACCAAGCUGCUGACUUUCCCACCUAUCCACGAGAGCAAGUCCAGCUACUGGCACCCUUACAGCCUGGAGGUCAAAGGUCACAUGGGCGGCGUCCAGGUUUUCUCCAACUCAACACAGCUGCACUUCAACCCUAAAGGCCUCUCCACCUUCAUUCAGACAGACAAACUGAACUAUCUGCCUGGGCAGGUGGUGAAGAUCAGAGCAGUGUCCAUUCACCCCGACGGGAAACCCUACAUGAGCCCGGUGGACAUUAUCAUCAGAGAUCCGAGGGGAAACCUGCUCAGACAGUGGCUGGCUGUAGACAGCGUCCUCGGGGUUGCGUCCAAAGAGUUUCAGCUGUCUGAAAACCCACCUCUGGGUGAAUGGACCAUCGUCACUACAGUCAGUCGCUUUUCAAGUGAGAAGCAUUUCAACGUGGCUCAUUACGUGUUGCCAAAGUUUGAAGUUGUGAUAGAAGCUCCGGAUGUCAUUUAUCACAAGGACACUCUGUGGGGCUCUGUCACAGCAAAGUACAUGUACGGCAAACCUGUUCAGGGACACAUGAAUGUAACGUUCCUCCAUCAUUUUCAUGGUAUUGAAGAGGCUUAUGAUGAAGAUAGAGAGAUUGACGGCACCGCAGACUUCAUGUUUGAGGUUCCCGACUACUACCCGAUGAGCAAAAGAGCUCUAGAAAUGGUCUUCUAUGACGGAUACAUGGAUGAUGAGUUUCUAAUGAUCGUGGUUCAUGUGACUGAAUACCUCACAGGUCUAACAUAUAACAGUACAGCAAAGGUGUCUUUGGCAAAGCACAGAUAUAAAGUUUCCUUUGAUGGCUAUCCCCAAAUAUUAAGGCCGUCUCUGAACUUCACUGCCAAGCUGAAAAUAUCUACAUACAAUGAUCAGCCGCUGUCGCUGGAGGAUCAGCUAAAGACCGUUCAAGUGUCAGUCAUGCAGCAAAAGCAAAGCCCGUGGAGAUGGAAAAUGGACGAGCUGGAAGAAAUGGUGCCUCGUCGAUUAAACACGUACGGUCCUUCAGGAAUUGUGCGUCCAGAGGAGAUCCCUCCUGAAGAAAUGGAGUUUCCUGUCCCUGCAGACGGAGUCAUACCCCUCUUCAUCCAGCUCAUGAAUGAAACUGAAACACUCACAAUUGAUGCUUCUUUUGAGGAUAGCCACAACACUCUACAACUCUAUAGAAGCUACAUAUCCCCCAGUCACUCCUACCUGCAGAUUCAGAAACCCCCCAGACCUCCAAAGGUUGGUUCACCCCUCCUGCUGCACAUUGAGAGGAAUUUUCCAAUGACUGAGAUUCACUACAUGGUGACGUCCAGAGGUCAGGUGGUUUCUGCUGGGAAAAGCUCUGGUGAUCUAAUUCUGGUCCCAGAAAUCACCUGGGCUCCUCUGGCCUGCAUCAUCGCCUACUGCGUGCAUCCCAACGGAGAGAUCGUCAACGACGUGAUACAGCUACCCAUCACCAAAAUUUUACAAAACCAGGUGUCACUGAGCUGGAGCAACACUAUGAGGAAGCCCGCUGACAAGGUCACACUGAAGGUCGCAGCAGCAGAGCCUGGUUCUCUGGUCGGGAUCCUGGUGGUCGACAAGGCGACAAAGUGGGCGGGAUCACACAAUGACAUCACCAAGGAGACGGUGCUGAAGGAGAUGGGGGAGUACGGCGUUUCCAUGGCUGAUGCCUACUCUGACAUGCUGAGAAUGGGAGAUCCAUACUCUAUCUUCAAGACAUGUGAUCUUGUUGCGUUGACUGAUGCCAGAUUACACAUGAUGGAACAUCCACUGAAGCCUGUAUUUCCAGGGGAGGGAAUGCAUCCCCUCUCCCAGACAAACAGCCCGCAUAUGGAGCAACAACAGGAGCCACGAGAGCGCUGGAACUUUCCAGAGACCUGGAUAUGGAUGGAUACCAACACAGGUAAUUCAGACACCACAGAGAUAACUCUGACCGUACCAGACAGCAUCACAACCUGGACAGCCACUGCUUUCGUCGUAUCGAAGAACCUGGGCUUGGGCAUCGUAGAGAGGCCCGCAGAGCUCACAGUGUUCCAGGAGUUCUUCCUUUCCUUGAACAUGCCGGCCUACAUUAUCCGAGGAGAGGAGCUGCUGCUGGAGGUCAUUCUGUUCAACUACCUCCUACAGGACCUGGAGGUCAUGGUGACUGUUGCAGAGAGUGAGACCUUCGAGUUUGUCUUCCCGGACAAUGAGGAGCUCUCCAUGCCCAGUGUUCGUCAGGUGUCUGUGGGGAGUCAAAGCGGAGCGUCCGUCCUCAUUCCCAUCAGCCCGCUGGUCCUCGGAGAGAUCCCCAUCUCUGUGAAAGCCAUGUCGUCCGUGGCAUCCGACUUCGUCCGCACGACGGUGCUCGUCAAGGCCGAAGGACUGGAGCAGUCAUUCUCUGCCUCGGUGCUGUUUGAGGUUUCUCCCUUGCAGUCGAGCCUUUCCAGAGACAUCACGUUCACCUUCCCGGCAGAUGUUGUGGAGGGCAGCGAGAGAGUUUCAGUGACGGCUGUCGGUGACAUCCUCGGUCCGUCCAUCAGCGGCCUGGACUCCCUGAUCCAGAUGCCUCAUGGUUGCGGGGAACAGAACAUGAUCAACUUUGCCCCAAACAUCUACGUUGUCCAGUAUUUGAGCGCUACGGGACAGGCUGACCCGGACACAACAGACCGAGCCACAGCCUACAUGAUGAAAGGUUAUGAGCAAGAGCUGUCCUAUCAGAGAGUAGACGGCUCCUUCAGUGCCUUCGGAGACCAGGACUCAUCUGGAAGCACCUGGCUCUCUGCUUUCGUGUUGAGGUGUUUCCUGCAGGCGCGGCCGUUCAUCAGCAUCGGCCACGUGCUGCAGGGAGUGGCGGCCUGGUUAGGAGCCCAGCAGGGGGCUGAUGGGAGAUUCGAGGAGCCCGGCCGGGUCAUCCACACCGAGCUCCAGGGAGGCCUGGACGGCCCCGUCUCCCUCACAGCCUACGUCCUGAUCGCGCUGCUGGAAGACAAUGACAUCAGGGCUCAGUAUGGGAACCAGGUGUCUGCAGCCCUGAUGUUCCUGGAGACCCGUCUGGCUCUCGGUGUCGCCAGUAACUACAGCCUCGGCCUGCUCACCUACGCCCUGGCUCUGGCUGGCAGCUCCAGCGCUAACAUGGCACUCAGCAAGCUGACUGGACGAGCUGAGAUGAGAGAUGGUGUGCCGAUGUGGUCUUCCCCAGACGGCGGCCUGUCGCUGUCGUGGCAGCCUCGCUCUGCAGACAUUGAGAUGGCGUCCUACUUGCUGCUCUCUCAACACAAACUGGGUCACAUCGCAGAGGGUCUCAGCCUCAUGAAGUGGCUCAGCCAACAGCGAAACCACAACGGAGGAUUCGGAAGCACACAGGAUACGGUCGUGGCUCUGCAGGCCUUGUCCAAGUUCGCAGCUCUUGGCGAUUCUCACGACUUCGACCUCACCGUCAGAGUGAACACUGACGCUUCGACCACCGUCGCCUCCUUCUACAUCCACCAGGACAACUACCUGCUUCACCAGAGCCAGCAGAUUGAACCAGAGGAGGAGCUGAACCUCCAGGUGACUGCAGAAGGUCGCGGACUCGCCCUGUUUCAGCUGAACGUGUUUUACAACAUCAGGAAUGAGGAGCUGAUGAGGAGGAGGCGGGACGCCGGCGAGCACGAGGCCUUUCAUCUGUACAUCGAGCUGUUUGACACAGAAAUAAACUCAGCACAUCUGUACAUCUGCAGCAGUCUGUCGGAGGGUCUGGGUCUGAAUGCGACGGGCAUGGCCAUCAUGGAGGUGGGUCUGCUGAGCGGCUUCAGCCUGCCAUUGGACAGCAUCCAGAACGACGAGGUCAUAAAGAAAGUGGAGACGCAGCUGGGGAAAGUCAUCCUGUACCUGGACUCUGUGACGACAGAGGAGAUGUGUCUACUGAUUCCUCUGGUCAUGGAGUAUAAGGUCGCCAAAGUCCAGGAAGCAGCUGUUCUCAUCUAUGACUAUUAUGAACCAAGACGGAGGACUGUGAGGAUGUAUAAAUCAGAGUGGAGGAGCAACUUGUCCACCUGCUCCUUCUGUGGUGAAGACUGCAGUCAGUGCAGCGCAAACUACCAUUAUGGCAUCAGUGCUGCGUCACGCCGCAGCCAAAACUUCCUGCUGACCAGUUUGCCACCUGCUCUGCUCCUUCUCCUCAUCAUCAUCUUCGGCGUAUAAAUAAGGUCCAACUAAUGCUAGUUCAGCUUUGUAGAUGUAUAAAUCUCUCAAGUUCACUUUUGUGGACGGAUGUAUUGUGUGUCUGAUUUUUUUAAAUGCAUUGAUUAUAGUCACCAUUAAAACAUCAUUUUAAUGGUGUUUUACGUCUUUUAACUGUUUAUAUUCUGGCUGUUACAGUAUGAUGGUAGUAUAGCUUGAUGGUCAAAAAACUAAAUUUAGUUUAGUGCCUCAGAAUAAAUGACAGAUUCAGGAGAGAAACUGCUAUAAUGCUAAAUAAUGCUAAAGUGAACGUAAUGAAGUUUUGAAUUACCAACUAUGAGCAGAUUGGUUUUCUCAGCUAGCUGAGAGCUGGAAAAGGAAAUAUAAGCUUAUAACUCCAAUAAGUGAUAUUUUUCAUUACAUUUAAAUAACUGGAGUGGUGUCAAAUGGUAUCUCGUAGUACUAAACCCACUGAGAAU
This is a messenger RNA of Siniperca chuatsi (mandarin fish), 5065 nucleotides long. RefSeq names its product CD109 molecule (gene cd109). Gene Ontology annotation, molecular function: endopeptidase inhibitor activity. Lineage: Eukaryota; Metazoa; Chordata; Actinopteri; Centrarchiformes; Sinipercidae. Gene Ontology annotation, cellular component: extracellular region. The record is from RefSeq and is a predicted model, not a curated record.